AUGGAAUCUUUAAAUAAAUGCGUCAUAGGGACAAAAAUAUUUAUUAAAGAUAAAAAUAAAGUAUGGGCUAGUGCUGAAAUAAUAAAAGAAGAGGAUGCAAAUAUAGUUGUUAAAACAGAAGAUGAUGAAAUAAUUAAAUUAAAGGAUAAUGAUGAAUUUUAUCUAAGGAAUUUAGAUAUAUUUGACUCAAGUGGGCUAUCAGCACCGUCUGAUUUAACUCAAUUGACUCAUUUACAUGAAGCAUCGAUUUUACAUAGCUUAAAUCUCAGAUUUGAUAUCGACGAAAUUUAUACUUUUACUGGUCCAAUAUUGAUUGCUGUAAAUCCUUUUAAAACAAUAAAAAAUUUAUAUUGUGAUAACAUUCUAGCUAAACAUGUGCAACCAAUAAAAUCAAAAAGCCCUCAUAUUUUUGCUACCUCUAAUAGCGCUUAUUUAGGAAUGUGCAAUAAUAAUAAAUCACAAACAAUUUUAAUAAGUGGAGAAUCUGGUGCUGGGAAAACAGAGUCUACUAAAUAUGUAAUGAAAUUUUUAGCCUGCGCAGGUUCAGAUAUUAAAAAAAGAUCAUUAAUUGAAAGCCAGGUUUUAGAAAGUAAUCCUUUAUUAGAAGCUUUUGGUAACGCUAGAACAUUAAGGAACGAUAAUUCUAGUCGCUUUGGUAAGUAUAUAGAAUUACAAUUUUCAUUAGAUAAUAGAAAUUAUAUAAAAGGAAAAUUAUGUGGAGCAAAAAUUCUAACUUAUUUGUUGGAAAAAGUUCGAGUAUGUGAUCAACAAGAAGGAGAAAGAAAUUACCACAUUUUUUAUCAAAUGUGCAAAGCAGCACAGUUUGCUAAAGAAAAUAAAGAAAAAGAAAAUUUUUAUUUUUUUCCUUCAACAACUAAAUUUAAAAAUAUGAAUAAUGUAAAACCAAUGGAAUUGAAUCUCACUAACUUUAAAAGUCAUAUCCACUUUCGUUAUUUAACAAAAUCUAGUGUUUAUGAACUAAAUGAAAUUGAUGAAUUGGAACAGUUUGAGUCUACUAUUUAUGCUAUGCAGACAAUUGGGAUAAGUGAAGAAGAACAAUAUCAAAUAUUUAAAGUGUUAGAAGGAAUUCUAUAUAUAGGAAAUAUUUUAUUUAAUAAUGAUGAAAAUAAAGAAGAAGCCAAAAUCUUAGAAGUUUCAGAUGAUGAUUUAAAAAAAGCUGCUUUUUUUCUUGACGUAAACGAAGAAAAAUUAAGAGAUUCGUUAUGUUAUAAAACCAUUAUCGCAAAUGAUGAGCAUUAUAAAAAGCCAAUUAACUCAAAUAUAGCCAAUGAUAUUCGAGAUGCAUUGGCUAGAGCUAUAUAUGGAUGCUUGUUUUUAAAAGUAGUAGAAAGAACUAAUGAAUCGAUAGGAUUCAUAAAAGAUAUUAAUUUAUUUUGUGGAGUUCUUGAUAUAUUUGGUUUUGAAUCUUUUCCUGUAAAUUCUUUUGAACAGUUAUGUAUCAAUUAUACUAAUGAAUGCUUACAGCAAUUUUUUAAUAAUUUUAUUUUCAAAUGUGAAGAAAAAUUAUAUAUAGAAGAAGGAAUUAAAUGGAAUCCUUUAGAUUUCCCUGAUAACAAAGAUUGCGUAGAUAUUUUAGAAUCGAAGCCUUUUGGUAUAUUUUCUAUGUUAGAUGAAGAAUGUCACAUACCUUCAGGUAAAGACAAAACAUUUUGCAGCAAAAUAACUACUAAGCACACUAAUAAUAAAAGAUUUAAAGUAGUAAAAACAGAUUCUUCUAGCUUCAUUAUAAUACAUUUUGCUGGUGAGGUCAUGUAUAAUUCUGCAGGAUUUCUUGAAAAAAACAAAGAUCAGUUAUCUACUGAUGCUCAAAAUAUUUUAUUGCAGAGUAAAAACCAUUAUGUAGCCACUCUUUUUGAAAAAUACUUAAGAAGAAAUGUAGAUAGAAGAAAAUUUAUUACUGUAUCAAGCGAAUUUAGGGAACAAUUAAAUUCAUUAAUGAAAAGAAUUAGGGAAACAGAGCCUCAUUUCAUUAGAUGUAUUAAGCCAAAUUCUCAAAACUUGCCUGAUGUAUUUGAUCGAAUAUCAGUCAAUGAGCAAUUAAAAUAUGGAGGAGUUCUGCAAGCGAUCAAAGUUAGUAGAGCAGGAUAUCCUGUCCGUUUAUCUCAUGCAGAUUGUGUAAAUGAUUAUAAAAUUCUUUUAAAUAAAGAAGAUAAAAAAGAAUUUGAAAAGUAUAAUGAUAAAUCAUGGCCUCAAAAAGCUAGUUUUGUCUUAAAUAAAUUGUAUCACAGCCAAGUUAUGCAAGAAUAUGUUAACAAUUUAAAAACAUUAAAGGAAAAAAAAGAUGAAGAAAAUAGUUUUUAUGGAAAAUAUACUAAAAAAAAUAAUUCAAAAAUAGAACAAACUAAUGAAAAAAACAAAGAUCAAAUAAGCAAAGAAAUAAAUCAUAUUGAUAUUGAUAAUAGUAAUAUUAGAAAUAAUGACAUAUAUAAAAAACAAAAUAAUGAAACAGAAUUAAUUUGGUCAGUAGGUAAAAAUUUAUGUUUUUUUAAAAGUGAUGCUUUUAAUAUUUUAUCAACAUUAAGAAGUGAUUUUCGAUGUGCACAAGCCAUUAUUAUUCAAAAAAAUUAUAAAUGUUUUGCACAAAAAAAAUUAUAUAAUCUAAUGAAAGUCAAAAUUGUCAUAUUACAAAAAUGGUUCAGGUAUUUAUUAGUUCGCGUAAGGAAUGAAAAAAUGAAAAUGGAAAAAGCUAAGGAACUUAUAUGUUUCUCAAUAUAUGGCUAUAUUGUUAGAAAAAAAUAUUUGCAUACAAGAAAAUGUGCUGUUCUAAUACAAUCACAUAUAAGGAGAUAUCUCACUUUAAAAUUUUAUAAAGAAUACAAAGAAAAUUAUUAUGCUAGCAAAAUACAAGCAUCAUGGAAAUCCUAUAAAGAAAGAUUAUUUUAUCAAAAUUUAAAAGUAGCUACUAGAAAAAUUCAGUUAAAAUGGAAAAGUGCAUUAGCAAGAAGACAAUUAAGAAGACUCAAAGAAGAAGCAAAGGAAGUAGGGUCCCUAUUAUCAAAAAAUCAAGUUUUAAUGAAAGAAUUAAAAAAAGAAAGAAAUGAUAAAAUAGAAAUAGAAAACAAAUUACUAAAAGCUUCCGCUAAAAUUGAUAAAUUAACGAAAAAAAUACAAAAUCUAGAAAAAAUAAACAAAAGUAACGAAAAAAUAAUUAAAGAUUUAUUAGAUAAAAUAUCCAUUUUAUCAAAUAAAGAACUUAAUGAUUCAUCAAAAACAGUAUCAAAAAAUGAAUAUGAAAGAAGUAAGACUUCAGAAAAAGGAAUCAUAGCAAGAGAAGAACAUUACAAUUCUAUAGAAACUAUAUCGGCUAAUAAUAGUUCGAUAAGCAAAGAAGAAAAAUUAAAGUUAUUAAACAAAAUAAAAAAGCUAGAAUUAGAAAAUAAAGAAUAUAUAAAACAAAAUACCUCUUUAAAUGAUCGUUACAAUAAGUUACUAAAUUUACUUUCCCAUUUUAAAGAUAAAAAUAAUACUAUGUCAGGUAGAUUUUAUUAUAAUUCAUAUAUAAAUAAGUUUAAUAAAACAUAUACUUCCCUAUAUAAUAAUACAUUUUCAGAUUCUAAAAUAGAUAACAAUCAUUCAGAAAAUAAAAAUGUAUAUAGAAGGAAUGAUAGUUUAGUAGAUAUACUUAUAUGUGGUCCUAAAAAAGUAGGAAAAACAAGUUUGUUAGAAGAUUUAUUUGUUAGAUUAGGAGAUGAAAUCAACUUAAAUUUAUUACGAAAAAAUAAAAAAAAUCAAUCCGAGGAAUCAAAUUCUAUGAACUAUAAUACUUAUUUAAUAAAUCAUAAAUCUAUUAAAAUAAAAAUUGUUGAUUGUGGUUAUUCAUCUAAUAGAAAUGUAGAAGAAUCUCUUUUUAAUUAUAUAAAGAAUUCCAUAUGUAUAAUUAUUGUUUUUGAUUCAACUAAUAAAGAUUCUAUAAAUCCUGCUUUGCACUUGCUACAAGAAGCAUCCUUAAUUAAUGUUAAAAAAACAACAAAAUUAUAUUUAUUGGAAAAUAUAUUUAACGAAAAAAUUAAUUUAAACGUAAAUACAAAUGACGUUUCCUAUGCUUUAAGAAUAGCAAAAACAUGUAAUGCAUAUUAUGUGAAAACACUAGACAUAUAUGAUAUUGUAAAUGACUAUGCAAAUGAAAUAACAUUGCAUUCAAACUAUUUUUUAGAUAACUUCAAUAAAGAGAAAAAUUUGAAGGAAGAUACUUAUAAUAGCAUGAAUAAAAGUAAUUCCUUAGUUGAUGAUUCCGUUAGAUUAAGUGAUGCAUUUUCCUCGAUUGAUAAGCAUAAUGAUAUAAAAAAUAAAAAGGAUGAUUUAACUCUGCAUAAAAAUAGUAUGUACUCAGUUGUAAAUACAUUAAAAGCAUUUUGUGGAAUUCAAAAUAAGAAAAAUCAGAAUGUGCAAUUAUUAAGAGAAUCAUUGCCUUUAAAUAAUUAUGUAUAUAAUAAUAAAAAAUAUAAUACAGAAUUAGGUAAGGGACUGCAACCCGUUUAUGAAAUAACUUUAAAAGGUAAUGUUCCUAUUACUUAUUUAGUUAUCGGCCAAGAUUCAAUAAAUAAAAAUUAUACAUUAUUAGCAGUUGGUUGCAAAGAUGGAAUCAUUUAUAUUUAUAAAUGCUUUCGAACCAAAUUAGAAAUGAACAACGAUUAUUUUUAUCAAAAUGAUGAUAAUUAUAAUUUUCCAAAAAAUGAUAAUAUGAGUGAUCAAUUAAACAAUGAUUCAGCUAAUGACGAUAAUUCCUUAUCUUCUAAAUUAUUAUCAAAAUUAUCUGGUCAUAAAAAAGCUAUAACAUGCAUAGUUUUUUCUUUUUCAGAGGAUAAAAUUAUAUCCUCUUCUAUUGAUAGAACUAUAAAAAUAUGGGAAGUAUCUACAGGAUUUCUAUUAAAAGUAUUUUCUGACUCAUCAGCAACACUAUCAGUUUUAUUAUUUCCAACAAACUUAGAUAUAUUUUUAUGUUCCAAUUGUACUUCUUUAUUAAGAAUUGUAAAUUUAAAUAGCGGCCAGGUAUAUCAGAAAAUCAAAGUGGAAAGUGAAAUUAGGGCUUUAGAAAUGGAUGAUACAUGCUUAAAUAUAUUUGCUGGAUCAAAAAACGGAACUAUAUAUGUAUUAGAAGUGAUUUAUAAUGAACGAGUAGAAAUUAAAUUUCGUUUUCUUUUUUCAUUAUCACCUAUAACAUGUAUAAAAUUUGUUCCAAGGCGUUCUGUUAAAGCUUCUCCUUGUAUAAUUGUCAAUUCAUGUGAUAAUCACAUCGGAAUAAUAGAAUGUAUAUAUGGAAAUAAAGGAAUAUUAACAACUUUAUCAGUUAAACAUAGAAUAAGAAUAAACCAUGCAUUACUUCCUAUUAGAAAUUGUUAUUCGAAAUAUGGAGGUGGUUGGUUAAUGUCUGGUUCUGAGGAUGGAAAUAUAUAUAUUUGUUCAUUGUUACCUCAAUCAAAUUAUAAGCUAAUUUUUUUGAAACAUCAUAAGGCACCUGUUAUGGCCGUGGUCGUAAAUGACAUUGAUACGUUAAUGAUUUCUGGAGAUUCUAAAGGAAAUAUUGUCUUUUGGAGAAGAUCCUUUGUAUAA
Molecule: messenger RNA, 5571 nt
Organism: Plasmodium relictum
Lineage: Eukaryota; Apicomplexa; Aconoidasida; Haemosporida; Plasmodiidae
Gene: MyoC
Product: myosin C, putative
Exons: 4
Coding region: 1-5571 (1856 amino acids)
Biological process (GO): vesicle transport along actin filament; actin filament organization
Cellular component (GO): vesicle; actin cytoskeleton; myosin complex
Molecular function (GO): actin filament binding; microfilament motor activity; ATP binding
Source: RefSeq, a predicted model, not a curated record